GUUCCAGAACGCUUGUCUUAGUUGUGCGGAGCAAAGCAUCUUAGAGUUUUUUUCAAAGUGGAAUCGCGCGAUCCCAAGGUUUUUAGCCUGUUUGCAGGACAAGCUAAGUCAUGGAGCUGGUACAGUUUUUCGGGUUGAUUAUCCUAUUGUUCUCCGGUGUGGUUCAUUCGUGGGGUCGUAAUAGUUACAGAGGAGGAACCAUCUCUUACAGGCCAAGUACAUACUAUUCAAACCGGGUCGAAUUCAGAUACCGAUUGGCGUUUGACUCGUGGUAUGUUUCCUGUUCCGCUGGAAAUAUUGGACAUCGUGUUACAUGGACCUACUCGCAAUCUUCACCUUGGUCUGUGACAAAAUUUUCCUAUUAUGGUUCUUCUUCUGGUACAUAUUACAGCAUUAGUUCCAGCAAUGGGAUUUUAUGCAACAGUUUCAACAGUGAAGAAGGCUGGAUCGAGGGAAACAGCUCGUUUACUUUUCGACCCGGAUACGACAUAAAGUUGAUAGCUAAAACCUAUAACUAUGGAUACUGGAUACGUAAUGUCUCUAGAGUUGAUGGUUACGGAAGCAUGCUACUGAGUGCGACGGUCAACGCAUCUGCCAACGGUGUCUUUAACAACUCUUCGCCAGUCUCCACGCUACCACUGACGGUCUACGUAGAUCUAGGUAGCCCAUCAGUCAUUAAAAUACCUGUUGAAGAUCCUGAUGGUGACAUAGUGCGUUGUCGUUAUGCCAGCUACCAGGAAUGUUACAGAGGAUUGUGUACUUACUUUCCUUAUGGAGUACUAGACGAGGGGAAUUGUAUUCUCAGCUAUAAUGGCACUGGUUAUGUAAAUCAACUCUUGCCAAUCAUCUUGAAGCUUGAAGAUUAUCCUUCAGGGACGACGCAGUUUGAUUCGUCUAACGUUUUGGGCUCCGUGGAUCUGCAGUUUGUAGUACACAUCACAAAUGAUACUGUUCGCAUUCAAGGUGGAGGGUUCUCAGGUCGAUUACAAGUUCUUCAUAAUGGAGUAUGGGGUACAGUGUGUGAUGAUGACUGGUCCAUGAACAACACCCACGUGGUUUGUCGUCAGCUUGGCUUUGCUGGUGCCCUUUCUUAUCGUGGCAGUGGAGGAGGAACAGGACAGAUAUGGCUUGAUGAUGUACGAUGUUCUGGCAACGAGAGUGCUAUUCAACAGUGUAGACAUCGUGGAUGGGGAAGGCACAACUGUGGUCAUCAUGAAGACGUCUUUGUAUCCUGCUAUCGUGAUGUUCGCAUUCAAGGAGGGGGGUUCUCUGGUCGAUUACAAGUUCUUCAUAAUGGAGUAUGGGGUACAGUGUGUGGUGAUAUCUGGUCCAUGACCAACACCCACGUGGUUUGUCGUCAGCUUGGCUUUGCUGGUGCCCUUUCUUAUCAUGGCAGAGGAGGAGGAACAGGACAGAUAUGGCUUGAUGAUGUACAAUGUUCUGGCAGCGAGAGUGCUAUUCAACAGUGUAGACAUAGUGGAUGGGGAAUUCACAACUGUCAUCAUAUUGAAGACGUCUUUGUGACAUGCUAUCGUGAUGAAUGCAGCAACUACACUGUGCUCAACGCACCAGACCGUGCACAAGGAUACCGGGGAAUAAAGAACAAAUGCGACAGGUAUAUCACUCCAGCAUGGUACCGCUUCAUGGGUGAUGCAGGCACUGCCAUAGCAACAUCUUGUGUCCCUGUACGUCACUGUGGUACUGCUGCUCCAGGAUGGAUGACUGGUUCUCAUCCUACCCAAUCAAUUCCCAAAAGUCACGUGAUUAAUCGUUGGCAAUUUUCUGUUUCAGAAAGCAACAAUACCUGUGUCAGCAGUCCUUGUCGUAAUGGAGCCACUUGUAUCGAUACAGAUUAUGGCUACAACUGUACCUGUCCUUAUGGAUACACUGGUAGACGCUGUGAAACCGUUGCAGUUGCCAAGGCGACCAACUGCUGGCACACAGCUGUUAGCAUUCAUUACACAGUUGGACCAUCUACCAUCACAGUUACACAAAGCGAUGCUAACAGUAUCAUGACCGAGGUACUGAAUCAUGGUACCAGUCAACUCUUGUGCUCAGGUCUAASACUCAAGUUACUCAAGGUUACCAUAGCAUCCCCAGCCAAUCGUUACGUCAUUACAGGAAGCUUUGGGGUCAUGUAUGGUGAAAUGAAUUCGACUCAGAAACAGACUGCUUCGUCCUGUCUUGGGAAUGCUGCGAUAUUUAUGGCUAUAAUCCUCAGGCCUGACUAUUAUACUAGUCCCUUGAAAGGAACAUAUUGGGCAGAUCGUGCCUCGUUAACAAAUUACAAGGACAGUACUUGCUGUAGAGAUGGGUUGGUCUCGUUUAAUGAAACAUGUGGCAUCAGCCCGUGUAACAGUAACCCUUGUCGUAACAGAGGUACUUGUCAGGGUGGUGUUGGCUGGUACAGAUGUUCGUGUCCUUAUGCAUACACUGGACAACAAUGUCAGACUUACAUGUACCCGUGUAACAGUGGUCCUUGCCGUAACGGGAGUACUUGCCAUAAUUAUUAUUGGCAUAAUAGAGGAUAUUACUGUUCGUGUCCUAGAGGAUACACUGGACAACAAUGUCAGACUAAUUUGCAUCAGUGUAACAAUAACCCUUGUCGUAACGGAGGUACUUGCCGGGGUGGUCGUGACUGGUAUUACUGCUCUUGUCCAAGUGGAUACAGUGGCAGACAAUGUGAAUCAAACCUUAAAACAAAUGUAACUUGCGGCGAGAAUUACAUGCAAAUUGACUUGGAGGACUCGUACUUCUCUGACAUUGAUUGGCGUAAUCUGCACCUGAACGACCCAUCAUGUAGAGCGACAAAGACACCUGGCACAAGGAGACUUCGUGCACCUCUGGACCGAUGUGGUACGACGUACACAGAAAACCAGAAAACAAUCACAUUCUGGAACGAG
Molecule: messenger RNA, 2903 nt
Organism: Actinia tenebrosa (Australian red waratah sea anemone)
Lineage: Eukaryota; Metazoa; Cnidaria; Anthozoa; Actiniaria; Actiniidae
Product: scavenger receptor cysteine-rich domain-containing protein DMBT1-like
Biological process (GO): cell-cell junction maintenance
Cellular component (GO): membrane
Molecular function (GO): calcium ion binding
Source: RefSeq, a predicted model, not a curated record